GGCGUGUGCUCUGUGCAUUUGUGGACAAAGUGCAUGUGAGGGCCCCAAACAUGUGCAUCUGUUUGUGUGUGUGUGAGGAUUUCUUUGCACGUUUUUCCAGUUUGCAUUAAGUUUGAAGUAAAAUCACGUUUUGGCGCAACAUUAGACGCAUCAGCUUCUUCUUUAAGAGCAGUUUUUAAGGCCACAGCUGAUGCGUUUGUGUUCAAAAGUGUUAAUCUGAUGCUGAAUUAAGAUGAGGGGGAGUGGCGCUCAAUUAUUACAGCAAUUACACAGACGUUUGCAGGAUGCAGCAGGAAUCCAGGAGUGAGGGAGAGGGAUGCCUCUUAUAAAGCCAAGUCCUGUCUCUUUGGGAGGAAUUUGUGGGCAGUGAGACCAGGCUUUGGGUCAGAAACAGGAGCCCGAUGAGCCAAUGACUGUCUUCGUAAUUCUUCUCAAUGGUGCACGGGUGUCGUGGGACUUAGGCUGCUGAAGUUUUACAGUUCCAGUCGUGUUGUGUGAGCAUGCGUAUGGCAACAAAGCAGGCAUGUGGAGGACAGGCUGAGGCUCCAGGAUCCUGCCUCCCUCUGAACGAGUCAAUUAGAUUUUAAUCCCAGCGGAAAAGGUAAGCAAAGACGUUCCUCAGCAGAGUGGAAACACCUGAAAAUGUAUAAUUUACAACUUUUAAACUGCAUUGAAAGUGUUUUUUUAAAUCAUCUCGAAACCGUAAUGUUGUCACUGUGUCACACCUGCAGUUACCUUGUGCAGGAUUGUCCUGAUUUGUUGCACUGAUUUGUGUAUUCAUAUCAUGAUUUACAAAUUCAUGAUUAUAUAUUGUCUCCAAUACUUUCAUGUAUGACGGAGGCACUUUAUUUGCUAUUAAGUUUUAUAUUUUUUUAAAUUCUAUAGCUUAUCUGUUUAUUUACCUAAGUGAUGUUUAUUUAAAUGCCUCUUUUACUCAUUUUAUUCAAUAUUAAGUACAGAUUCUGUUUUUGUUUCGUAAUUGAAUGUCAAACUGGAUGUCAUCGCAUUGCUGCAAAACAAAUCUUCCAACCAAGUAACCUGAACCUAAAAUAUAGAUAUAAAGUCUAGAUAUGGUUAUAUGUCUGAUUUUUUUUUAAAUAGAUAGAGAUAUAGACAUAAAGAGAUAGAUUUAGAUAAAAGAUAUGGAUAUCUAUAAAUAGAUGAACAGAUAUUUAGAUCUCUAUGUAUAGAUGUACAUAUAUCGAUAAAGAAUUAUAGAUAUAUAGUAACAGACAUAGAUACAAAGAUAUUGAAAUAGAAGUAAAGAUAUUUAGAUACUGAUAUAGAGAUGUAGAAAUAGAUAUGAAUGAAGACAUAGAGAUAUAGAAAUAGAUGUACAUAUAUUAAGAUAUCAAUAUAGAUAUACAUGAAGAGAUAUAAAUAUAUAAGAAUAGAUGUACAGUUAUACAGGUUCUAAUAUAGAGAUGUAGAGAUAUCCUAAUAAAAGAUUAUAUAAACAUAGAUAUUUAGAUAUCGAUGUAGAGAUAUAUAGAAUAGAUGUAUGCAUACUUAGAUACUGAUAAUGGAUAAAGAAAUUGAGAUGAAUAAAGAGAUAUAAAUGUUUAUAAAUCGACCGACAGAUAUUUCUCAAGAUAAUGCAACAGAUAUACAAAAAUAUAGAUAUAUGAAAAUAGAUGUCUAACCAUUUAGGUAUCGCUUUGGAGAAAGAGGUAUAAAGAUAAAGAAAUAUAGAUAUGUGUUUCGAUAUUUGGAUGUCUUUUUGAAUAUCAAGAUAAAUAAAAAUACAUUUAGAUAAAGAGAUUUAGAUGUAUAGAAACAGAUAUAUAGAUAUGGAUGUAGAGAUACAGAGCUGUAGAUAUAUAGACACACACACACACACACAAUCACAAACCAAAAAUCUGAGUGAAUUUCCUUUUGUUCAUAAACUGAGAGCAGAAAUUUGGUGUUAAAGAAAGAAAAGAAGGUAAAAGUAAAAGUAAAGAGAGGUGGAAAUGUGUGUUUAUGUGUGUGUGUUUGUGUGUGUUUAUGUGUGUGUGUGAGGGGCAGAGAUGGAGGGGGAUUACUCCUCACUCCAGAAUACUAACGAGGGCCUUUUGUCACAGAUCUCUUUCUCUCUCUCUCUUCCUCUCUUCCGCUCCCUCCGUUUUUCUUUCACUCAUCACACACACACUCACACCCGUGCACUUAAACACACUUUGCCUUUUCCAGUGAUUGCACACAAACGCACACAUACAUGCACGCAUACAUCAUCACACGUUUACCCACCAUCACACACACAUCCACAGAAAUACUCGUGUAAUUGCAAUCCCACUCUCACAUAAUCACUCUCCCUUACACACACACACAGGGAUGGACACAGACUCGUUUUUGUCAAUGGCGCCUUUUGUUUCUUUUAUCUCAGCUGCUAACAAAGCAUUCCUGUGUACACAGAGGAGAGAGAGAGAGAGAGAGAGAGAGAGAAGGAAGGAGUGAGAAAGAGGAAAGAAGAAAAAGAGAAACGGAGGGAGAAAGAGGGAGAUCAGGAAAACAGUCCACGGCCUCUUUUGUUUGGCCAAAGAAAAACUUUGAAUUCAGAGUUUGGACCCGGCUCUCUGAGGCAGGGCGGUACAGUAAAGUUGCCGUGUUGUCAUGGAGAUGGAAUACGUCCGACUGGAGAGGUUGGUCAGAAAUAUUUCACUCUCAUUUACUCCCAAAUUGCUCUAUUAGUUAUCUGAUAUCUGCCUGUGCUGGAAUUUGUGUUUUUUUGUCUCUGGGGUUUGUGUUUGAGUGUGAGGAGAAAAUUGGAUGAGACGGCGACAGAGUUGAAAGAGUGAAGUUUUCAAUAGUGUCAUUGUAAUUAUGAACCUUUGAGGGGCUCACCCUUGCAUAAUCACCAAAGUGAGACGUAAUUAAAGCUGAUUGGUUAUGCAAUCUGUGAACGGCAUCGCAAAGAAGCUAUUUUGAUUCACAGAAAGAGGCCAAAAGUAUGAGGACGCCCCUGAUUUUUGGACAAAGGUCAGUCUUAUAAUUGGGGAAAAAUCUGGACUAAAUUUCUACCUUUAUGCACAAGAUCAGUAUGAGAUUCAACCAACAUAUAAUUAAAGAAAAUUCAAUUUUUUUGCUAAUUUACACUUUCCAGAUUAACACAAGUGGAUUUUUUCAACAAAAGUAAAGUUUGUUAAAUAGGUAAAGCUCCUGUGAGGAAGUUUUAGACAUCCAUAAAAUAGAUAGAUUAAUUUGAUAUUGAUGCCGCGUUAUGACACGCAAGAGCGAACAAGACCGUCAGCGACAACAUCAAGAUGUUCACUUGUGCAGGAGGGAAGGUAUGAGCUGAAGAUAGAGCCUCAUUUUAAUGUUUUCUAUAUAAAAUAUUCACAAAAAUAAUCAAUUUCACUGUUAGAAGACUGACUGAUGAGACUUUUGACAAAAGAUACAGCUUAUAUAUGCAUACAACAAGAUAGGCAGAGACUGCUUUGCCCACAGGGGGCGCCAACUUUGACACAAACCACAAGUUCCUCAUUGGAGCUUCAAGUUGUACAAAAACUAGAAAUAAUGCAAAUACUUGUCAAUGAAAAGUAUAUAAUUCAUGGUAUCCCGGUGUGAUGCCCUGCCAUCAGCACCACUGAUGGAGAACAACAAUCCACAGAGCCGGUAAAAUUACUUACUAUACCUUUAAACAGGCAAAUCUAUAGGAUUAACAUACAUUUGACCAAAACUGUCAAUAAUGGGACAAAACAAACAAAUUAGAAUAAUACGAGAUCCCAAAGGGGCAACAGACAAACAGAGGGGUUAAAGGAAGAGGCAGGCAGGCAGGGGAACACAAUGUUGUAAAUAAAGGAGGGAAUAUUUACACACAAAGCACAACAACUUAAAGACAAACAGGAGAAUACUAAAUAACUUUGGCUUCUCUGUUUGAUAUUUUUAACGGUAAAACUGGAUAUUAACUGCUAUUUGCUUCAAAUGCUCCCUUGCUCACCCCUCACAGGUGAAACAACGGUAGCCUUUAGGGACAAAAGGCCCCUGUGCUGCUUGAUAAGUGUAAACUCCAAUUUUUUAUCAGUGUUUUUAAAUGUAGGGUUUUUGUAGCUAACUGUAUGGAUGUCUGCUUGUUUGUUAAAGAUUCAAGUUAAAACAACAUUCAUGCACAGUGAUAAGGCAUCCGUACACUUUGGCCAAAGACGAACUCUCUGAACUCCUCAGAGAGUCUGAGUGAGAAAAGGAAACAGAAAAACCUUGUGAGAAGUAAAAAGCAGUAGAAAAAAAGAUGACCUGGUCAGGACAUCCAGAAAGCUCAGAUCUGGCGCUCGUCCUACCAGACUCUUACCACCGUCUCCAGUUACCCGUCAGAAGUUCAGUCUUUGUCCACUAAAGGCCUCUCCAGUUAGACUCGACUAUAAAGUCCUUUAAGGAAAAACUUUAUCUUGAUCAACGCCUGAGUUUUGGACAAAGAUUUAUUUUACCUCAGUUGAUUCAUUCAAGCUUCUCCUCUCUCUCUUUCUCUCUCUCCUUCCUCAUACUGACAAAUAAGACUGUGUGGAGUUUGUUUGCUUGAUUCACUGCAUCCUCACUUUAACUCCUCUUUCUCCUUUUCUCUCACGUCCUCCUUCUCCUCCUCUUUUAUGGGCUAUCUGCUCUCUGCUGGCCUUCCUGAUUGUUGGACGUAAGUGCAUGCUGAAUGUGUGGAGAUACAGUAACUGUCUGUCAGUGACAUGGGUGGAUCCUCACAUUUGAACGUUGUGAAAAGAGGACAUAAUAAUAAACAUGUUAUAUUUCCACUGAAAAUGUGCGCGUCCAUCUCUGCUGUGCUGUAGUUGGCCGGAAAGACGAUCAAGUCAAACACGAAACUAAAUUCAAGAUUAUUUCAAGUCAAUCCGCAGGGGUGUGUCUAAAGGUGCCCCCUGGUGAUAAGUGAUAAAUAGAGAUGUAGAAAUAUAUAUGAGUAUAUGAUGUAGCGAUAAAGAAAUAGAUGUACAGAUAUUUAGAAUUUGAUUUAGAGAAAUAGAUACAUAGAAAUAAAUGAUUUUAUAGGUAUUGAUAUUUAGAUAUCGAUAUAGAGAGAUAGAUAUUCUGUAAUAGAUAUAGAUACAAAGACACAGAUAUAAAGAGAUAGAUGUAUACAUAUUUAGAUACUGAUAUAGAGAUAUAAAUAUAUAGAGAUAGAGCUAUAGGAGAUAGAGCUAUAGAUAUUUUGAUAUCAAUCUAGAUAUAUUAUAACAGAUGUAAGUAAAGAUAUAGAUGCAUAAAAAUGCAUGUAUAAUUAUUCAGGUACUGAUAAAGAGAUAUAGAUAAAGAAACAGUGUUUCCCCUGCUGCUGAAUUACGUGCACCGCUACUGAAAUUUCACAUGAACAUUAAUAUCAAUGCGCCACUAAUGACUUCUACUCGCACUGUGUGAGCACAGCAACACACAAGGCUAUUUUCAACUUGUUUUGAGUCCCCCCCCAACGCAGAAGCGCCGCAGCUGAAGAAAAUUCUAGGUGAAACACUGAGAAAUAUAGAUAUAUUGUAAUGGAUGAUUGUAUAAAUAAAGAUAUUUAGAUUUUGAUAUAGAUAUAUAUAAAUUGAAAUAGAUAUACAUUGAUAAAAGACAUAGAUAUAUAGACAUAGAUGUAUACAGAUUAGACACUGAUAUAGAAAUAUAGUAAUAGAUGUGAAUAUGGAGAUAUAAUUAUAAAGAAGUUGAACGAAAGACAUUCAAGUGUUGAUCUAGAUAUAUUGUUACAGAUAUGAAUACUGAUUUUCAGGUCUCAAGUCUACAUCCUGAACUCAAGCAUCACAGCACUGUUGGGUUCGGGUUAGGUUAGGGUUCGCUGAGCCACCCUGGUCUAAAAAGUCUACGUCAGGUUGCAGAAGCAUGCACUUGUCUAACACAUGACCUAAAGCAGACCCUGCUCUGAAUAGGGGCCAUAUUCUUUCAACUCAGAGGCAAUGCCUACUUCUUAUUAACAGUCUGUAGUAAUACUCCAGUCUUGAACUUUUCGGUUUGAAAACCUUAAAGAUAUCAUCUGAACAGGAACCGUGCAGUUUGCACAUUUUAGUUUAUCAGCUUCUGUAAUCUGGACUUUAAAAGACUUAACACCGACGUCAACGGAUGUGCGAUACAUGUCUUCUUCUUCUUCUUCACACACGUUGUAUGGCAGUAAAAGUUAAAGUGAAAGCAGUUUUACUUUAAAGCGAAGCGACAGCUUGGUAGAUCAGGAUACUUCACUGAUUUAGUCUGUUCCAUCAGCCACUAUGCCCCUGGUUUCAAACAUUUUAAUGAUAUUUAAUUAGAGCACAGUUUUUUUUCCUUUCCUCUUACAGGUCAACAACACAUUUUUUUUUCUAACCACUAAGUUUUCAUUUGAGCUGUCAGGUGGUUUUGGUUAGCGUGUUUACUGAGCAGUUCUCAGACUUAGCAAAGGCACUUCAUCUUUAGAAGUUUUCCCAUAAAGCACCCUUAAUUUUCAUCCUUAUCAUCAUUUAUAAACUUGUUUUUUAAGGAAAUCUCUCAAUUCACAACCAACACAAAAGCUUCAUAGGGUACUGCAUCAAAGCUGUAAAAAGAACAAAAACAUGUCUUGUCAUGGUGGUUAAUGGUGGUUCAUUGCUCCACAAUAGUGAGGAAACACCUCUGACAGAUGCAACGCUGCAGAUGAGCUGUCAAACUGUGAGAAAAACAGCAGCCAUGCCUUCAGUGAAGAAGUGAUAGUUUCCGUUUCUCAUGUUGCAACAGCAAGAAAACCUUAAAAGUUUCCCAAACUAACAACACAAAUCUAGAUGUUCACAAAACUAAAACAUUAACAAAUUAAAGGCAGUUAAAAAAGGUAAACCACAGAAACUCCCACAAAGCUUCCUCCAAAUUUCAAAAGAAAAAUGACUCCAUCCGUGUGGGUUGAGGCUUUUUUUUUUAGUUGUUUAUCAGAUGAAAUUCGAAGAACUAUUUCGUUUAAACGUUAUCAGCUCUGAAUGUUCUUCAAUCUUGUGACAUACAGCCUGGAUAAAUAAUCUCUGUGUUUUUUUAAGUAUUACAAAGUCCAGGUGAGGUGAAUUCCCUGUUAGAAUAAGAGCAGGUGACUAACUAACUAUUACUGAAACCUACAGUCAUCAUCGACAGUUUCUGGCUUUUCCCUCAUACUUAGGGAAGUCACCAUAAUCAGAUUAUGAGGUAGUGCUGAGAAUGUGAACUCUCAAAACAUCCAACAAAUGUUUCCCUCCUAUCAGCCACUUAGAGUAAAAACUCCAAAUUUACCCAAAACUCAAACUUUGAAAUGAUCCACUAACAGCACAGACAAACAAACCAAAGACACAUCUGAACUCUUCUUUCUUUGUUACUCACCAGAUGACAUCUGCCACACCCCCUUCCUCACGUAGCUCCUCCCCCCAGAAAGUUUGCCACUCCCAGACCCAGACUGACGUUUUGAAACCCUUACUGGGAGGCGGCAUAUCUGGUGGGGGCGGGACUCUGAGGAAGAGGAGGCGUGUCCUGUCCAAAGAUGGGCGCAGCAACAUUCGGAUCGAACACGUCAACGGGCGGAGCGCCCUGUACAUGCGUGACCUGUGGACCACGUUCCUGGACAUGCAGUGGCGCUACAAGUUCUUCCUGUUCACCGCCACCUUUGCGGGGACAUGGUUCCUCUUCGGCGUGCUUUGGUAUCUGGUGGCGCUGGUUCACGGAGAUCUGCUGGGUAAGAUUGGAAAAAAAGUGUAGGGGAGCAACAGGUUACUGUACCUUUAUUUGGUUGAUUUACCGCCUAUUUGGCUAUUAUCUUAUCUCGCCACUUUUGUGCCUCUACGAUUGGCGAAUAUGACUUUAAAAUCGAUAAAUUUGUUCUACGAGCUAACAACUUCAAAUCCUUCGGUAAUACGCUUCUGGGGUGCAGCCAAAACAUCAUGCCAAGCUUCUCUUCCCUCUUCAUCUCACUCAAUAGUUUUGGUGUUUCUGGGCUCAGUGUGUGUCCACAGUGUUUUUGAGGUUAAUGAAGAGGAGUGUAUAUGCCCACUCAAUAAAUCCUGAAAGUAUAAAUCCUGGUCUUGUUUAUCUGAGUGUUUACCCCAAAAGAAGUCAUGGACUUUGUUAGUCUGACACUGUUAUAUCUGCAGAAAACUCACUUACACACAGAGCACUACCCUCAUGAACCCAGUUGUUUGGCUACUCUUGAAAGCGAGCACAGACACCAGAUCUUAUUUUUGUGCUAAUUAAAGCUCAUUCAGGAAAUGGUUUCAGACAGAGAAGGGCUAUUUUUAAGGAUACUGAUGUGAUGGUUUUACGGUCAUGCCUGAUAUAGCAGAGUGCUGACAGUGGGGCUAAAUAUCAGGGAACCGAAACCAGAAAUUUGGUUAGCUAUACGUGGCGGCUGCCAUUUUGUUGGGCAUUUCUCAAGUUUAGUUUAAAACGCCUGAAAAGUUUCCACCAAGAGUUCAAAACUUUCCCCCUUUUUGUAAAGUGUGUAAAGAGGACAGAUCUAUCAGUGCACAACCAGGAUUCAGUUAAAUCAAAAUGUGGUGGAAGUUGGAACAUGUAGCUCAGUUGGUAUUAACACCCACAGUCCUCUUACAUUUUAUAUGACCAAAGUUUUCCAUCAUGGAAGCAGAAAUAUAAAAAAAAGGUGUUUGAUAAUCACACCCCUCUGAACAUAAAAAAAGUGUGACCAGUGAAGAGGCAAAGGUGAGAACAGGCGGUAGGGUGAUUUAGAGAGAAGAGCAACUUACCAGCAGCAAAGCCAUAGGUGAGAAAGUGAUGCAAACAGCUCUGUUACAAAGACAAGUAAGUGUGCACAACGAGCGCUGCACAUGCUCAAUUGCAUCCACAAUUGUUCACACAAUAGUGAUAAAUGACAACACAGUCCCCUUCUACUUAGGAGACACAUUUUUGAGACAGCUCUAUAUGAACGACUCAGCACUUCGUGGUUUGGCGCUGAUGGCAAUCAAAGUCAUGAUGAUGAUGAUGAUGAUGAUGAUGAUGAUGAUAGUGCAAUGACUGCCAAAAGUCUGCAGGAUGUAAAACCGCUCUGUCCACAGGGUGCGCCAAAACUGACACAAACUGAAGGUUCUUCACUGGAGCUUUAAAAAUACAAACAUCAACCAUGACAUCAACCAUGAGGUGAUACCGUCAGUGACCUCUUGUUGUCUUUCAAACCCUUUCCCAACAGAGUUCGACCCUCCAUCAAACCACACCCCCUGUGUGAUGCAGAUGCAGUCCCUGACGGGGGCUUUCCUCUUCUCUCUGGAGUCUCAGACCACCAUCGGUUAUGGUUUCCGCUGCAUCACCGAGGAAUGUCCUGCAGCCAUCAUCCUCCUCAUCGUGCAGCUCGUCAUCACCAUGCUGAUGGAGAUCUUCAUCACUGGGACCUUCUUGGCUAAGGUAGACAAUGCAUAAAACAUGUAAAGCAAACCAAAAGAAGUGAUCACGCUUGAAGAAACAUUUAUUCUUCUUCGUCUGCUCAGGUAGCGAGGCCGAAGAAAAGAGGUGAAACCGUGAAGUUCAGCCAACAUGCUGUGGUGUCCACCCUAGAGGGCCGACCCUGCCUGAUGAUCAGGGUAGCAAACAUGCGCAAAAGUCUCCUGAUUGGAUGUCAGGUGACUAAGAACUUGUACUCAUACAAGUUUCACAGCUUUCUCUCCACAAAGUGCUUCUGAAAUCAAUGAAUCUGGGUUUAGACUUCAAAAUAAUUUAGAGAUCAUUUCCACCCAGGUGACGGGAAAACUGCUCCAGACGUCUCUGACAAAGGAAGGCGAGACGGUUCGUCUGGACCAGAGGAACGUGCCCUUCCAAGUGGACACAUCCAGCGACAGCCCCUUCCUCAUCCUGCCCCUCACCUUCUACCACCUCAUCGAUGACAGUAGCCCGCUGAGAGCCUGGGCGGCCAAAGGUAAGCUCGACUUAGAUGUCAGGUUUAAACCCUGCAGUCAGCUAACUCAGGCGUAUAAUUUCCAGUAUGGAAAGGUUGCACAAGUUCAUUUUUUUGAAAUCACGUGAGAGGGUUAUAAAAUGCACAUUUUCUAAAUUGAAACUUCCUUUUUUUUAAGGUUGGAAACUGAAAUGGUCUAAGCAAAGGUUUCUAUGGGUUGUUUAUUCCUUCCUCUACUGAAAUGUGACAGUUUUGCAUCUGAGAUCAUCCAGUACCUCUGAUUAUAUCUGGGAAAAUAAAGUCAUUUUUUGUGCCUUUAUGACAUAGAUCAAUGUAGCUUUGCAGACCCCAAGCCCUGUCUAGUCAGGGGUCCAACAGCUCAUGGGACAGAGUUGUUUUGAAAAUGCUUUUUUGCUAGUGGAAUGGCAAACUAUCUGGGUACUUUGUAAAUUGCACGGAAAAAUAGUGUGGCACAAUUUAGUGGUACAUUGCAUAUUGAUAAAUUAUGAUUUCUAGGGCAUGCAGGGGCGUGUCCUUACUUUUCCAACUGGGGUGACCGUGCUGGGGUGUUUAUUUAGGCAGGUGUGACAUUGAACAAACAGACCCCUUUGACAGCAGUUUGACAUGUUUUGGUGGUUGGAGCUUGGCUGGAGAAAAAAACAACUUCAGAGAUGUUAGCUAGCUAGCAAGUAUUUUUUUUGGCUUGUUUUUGACAAUGGCUGAAGACAAUAUGGGUCUCUGUGAUAUUUCCAUUGAAGUGUAUUAUUAUUAAAAUCUUAUUUCUUUAGAGGCUCAACAAAAUGUGCAUUCAGAAUCAAAAUAAAAAAAACAACUCAAAUUACAAGCUAAUUCCAGCACAGUGUCUGUCCUUAAACAUUUUAGUCUGACUUCCUAUGUUUGUAGCGUUUAAGAAAUUCAAUAUGAUAGAGGAACACAGUCUUUGGCGUCUGAGUCAUUUCUACAUUGGUUGUAGGCUGUGGGUGUAUUCUGUUGAUGGUGGAGGGGAGGUUUUUCAAAGGCAGCGAAGGCAACGUGACAGAGCAGAGUGAGAGACAGGAAAUCUUGCAACAUAUGAAGGGUGGCAAGUUGGAAAGGAAGGUACUUUUGUAAGAUGGUUGUGAGAAUAAGAGCACUGAGCCGAAUAUCAGACAAUCCUCAUGAGACACACUGAUAUGUAGAUGAUGAUGGAUAUACUUUUUCUUUUAAACUCGAGUUUUAGGUUUUUGUGCCUUUAAUUUAGAGGAGGAUUAGAUAAUAGCAUGUGAGAAGGUGGAAUCAAACCAGGCCCCAGGCCUGAGGCCUAACUUCUCUACAUGACAUGGCCAGUGACAUCCCAUAGAGCUGUUUCUGUAAAUGUUGUAGACUCUUGGUGUAAGAUUAAAAAAAUUUCUCACAGUUUCUUUCCAUCUCUUCUUUUCCUUUCUUUCCACUCCUCUCUGUUGGGCAAUCUCCUUCAACCUAACUCACACCAGGCGGGGGCUGGACAGAUCCAGAGUUGGCGGAUUUUGAGCUGCUGGUGAUUUUGAGUGCAACAGUUGAGCCGACCUCCGCCACCUGUCAGGUUCGCACCUCCUACUUGCCUGACGAGAUUCUCUGGGGCUAUGAGUUCCCUCCAGUGGUCUCUCUUUCCCCAUCAGGAAAGUACGUAGCAGACUUUGCCUUCUUUGACAAAGUGGCCAAGACCAAGACCACCCCCAUCUUCAAGACACCCAGCCCCCAGCAUGUGUACCAGAGCAACGGGGGCGGGCUGGUAACGGAGGUGUGCGAUCCAGAGAAGAUUCGCCUGGAGCAGAGUUACAGGGAGAGAGGGGAGGACCGAGGGCGAGGCAGAGACGCUCCUCUCAGUGUUCGUAUCAGCAACGUGUGAAUAUACAGACUGGUCAGAGCAUUUUAAUGAAAAGGGAACAGCCAAGUUUAAAGUCAGCUGCGACUCAGUGAGAGACUUGUUUUCAGACUGCUUAGAGCUUUUAUCAGAAAGAUAUUUAAGUCCUGGAAGGUGUAGUUGACAAGCAAAAAGGCUCUGGACAUUUUAAAGGUCCCAUAUACUGAAAAACGUGUUUUUUGUUGCCUAAACAUGACAUGACUUUAUGAGCCUCUGCAUUAUUUCUGUAGCCCACCUACUAGGAAAACAUAUCUUCUGCGAGGCAACUUGAACUUGCUCCUUUGGUGAUGUCAUAACAGGAGUGAUUUGCAUAUGCAUUUAUACAAAACCUCUCCUGCUCCAACUCUGAGUAAUUCCACGUUCUGAAGAUUUAGAGUCACACUAAUUUCUUUGGUUCUGGGUGCAAAAACCAGCACAACUGACUAGAUUCUGUGACAAUACUGGAGGGGUUAACAAAACAAAGCAUCCAGGUAGCAACCACCUGUUUGGGAUCAUGUUGGGUCAAAUAUGUUGGAUCGACUGCUGCAGGUUCUUCUGGGGGGCUCGACAUUUUUUGUGUGUUUUUGCUCCUCUGUAUCUGUCUCCAUUAAUGCACUACUAUCAUAAAGUGGGUGGGGUUACAAUUAUGAUGGUCCCCUCCACUCAGAUUGCUGCACAGAUAAUGUGCAGUAAUGAGAGACUGCAGGUCCUCUAAAAAGCUGUAUUUGCUGUUUCUUUGAGAAAGCCUUGCUUCAAAGACAAUUGGGACGUGUUUUAACAGCCAGAAAUAUCAUUAUAUGGGACCUUUAACAUUUUUAUACUCAUGUUUUCUGGGAGAAUAUGUUUCACACAGGUUGAACUGUAAUCAUAUGAAAAUAUAACACAGUGCCUAACUCUAGCUACUGAAUGUAUUUUUAAUUGUACACUGUAGAUUCUCUAAUAAGUUAACUAAAAAAAGAUCUAUUUAUUCACAGAGGAAAAACCCAUGAUCAUAAUGAAAUAAAAAUCAAAACUGUGAGUGGAGAGUACAGAAAACUUAGUGGGUAAGUUUGGGUCCCACCCAGAGAAAUGGUUUGUUAGUCAAUGUGUAAAGUUUCCACGGUCAUGAGUGAAUAAUUCCAGCAGGUGGUAAAGGUACGAUGAGGGGGAGAGGGAACUUCCACAGACACUGUUGUACCUGUUGUAAAUCCUCUUCAAUUUUCAUAUACUGAAUACUCUUAAAAGUAUGAGUACUACAUUUAAAGUUUCAGGAAGAACUAAGUGUGUUCAUGUAGAACACAACACUCCCAUGACCAUGCAAUUUCCUGUUGUGGUUGUCACAGAGACUGUUUUAUGCUAACGGAAACUUCUGCUCUGCUAUGAAAGUGAUGGGGACAGCCUGAUUUAUUUCUGAUAUAUGACUUUUGGCACUUUAUGUGAGCCCACAAUGUACAUUUGCACCUUAAAAAAGUUUAGCUACACAUGCUUAAACUGUAAUAAAGAUGUGUCACUACUGAAAGCACAAUUGUCAUAGAUAGAGUUUGAAUAGAUGUUUCUGCAGAGCUAGGUUUAGUGCAGCAGUGUCAGACUGAAACAAAAAGGUGAAUGUCUUUUGUCCAUCACAAACAGCUACAGUAGAAAACAGGGAUUUUAAUUUGUGUGCAGUAGGAAUCGUCUGUCUUUUAUUUUUGAGUUACUAAGUCAAAUUUCGAUGAAGCCCCUUAUAUUUGUAGACAUGAGGAGGAUUCGUGAUUUCAAGACUUCACCUGAGUGGCGAGGGAUGGUGUAAAAGAGAUGCUGUAAGUUACUGAACAUGGAUGACUGACGGAUUUGGAAACGACUGCUGAAGCAGAGAUGAGAAUGAUGGAUGCAAAAAUGUGUGAGAUUGAAGGUAUUUUUUCACUUUGUUAUAACAUGAAGCGCUUUUUGUAAAUAUUUUAAAUGAAGGGAAAAAUAAAAUGAGACAAAUAUCUAAAAACUGAUUCAAUAAAGCUGAUUUUGAGUUAUAAAA
Messenger RNA from Xyrichtys novacula (pearly razorfish), 13620 nucleotides. Lineage: Eukaryota; Metazoa; Chordata; Actinopteri; Labriformes; Labridae. The record is from the annotation of a GenBank genome assembly.